This is a messenger RNA of Polypterus senegalus (gray bichir), 1990 nucleotides long. Its product is annotated as solute carrier family 2, facilitated glucose transporter member 5-like. NCBI's taxonomy places the organism in Eukaryota, Metazoa, Chordata, Cladistia, Polypteriformes, Polypteridae. Bases 202 to 1773 code for a protein of 523 amino acids. The record is from RefSeq and is a predicted model, not a curated record. Gene Ontology annotation, molecular function: hexose transmembrane transporter activity. The transcript has 12 exons. Gene Ontology annotation, cellular component: membrane. Gene Ontology annotation, biological process: monosaccharide transmembrane transport.
ACCGGGCGAGCGCGUGACUGUGAUUGGAGCAUUACUAUAGGCUUUGAGCAGGGGAUUGGGUGGCUCCACGACGCGGUUCAGCCCCGCGCAUCGUCGCGUAACAUUAUGUCCGUGCCUUUGAUUUCAUUCACACAACUUUACAAUUUUAUUUUCCCUGGUCGUGUAUAACUUCUUUUUAUUUAUUAAGGUGACUUGUUUGAAAUGGCAGAAGAACGGUUAUUAUACCCCGACGGAAAACUCAAAGGGCACCUCACUCCUUCCCUCCUGGCAGUCGCUCUCAUCACCUCUUUUGGCUCCUCCAUGCUCUAUGGAUACAACUUGGCAGUUGUGAACUCUCCGGCAGAGUAUAUUAAAGCCUUCUACAACCACACGUGGGUGAUGCGUAACAACACAAGUCCAUCCAAGGACUCCCUCAUACUGAUGUAUUCACUGACAGUGUCUGUAUUUGCCAUCGGAGGACUCAUUGGCUCACUGUUGGUGGGGACGCUUGUGACGCGACUGGGCAGGAAAGGGACCCUGGUCAAUUCCACUUUGCUGGUCUUUGCUUCAGGGAUUCUGAUGGGAUUCAGCAGGAUCUGCAGCUCACCUGAAAUGGUCAUCAUAGGGAGGCUGAUCACUGGCAUCCAUUCAGGCAUUUCUCUGAGUGUGGUACCAAUGUAUCUGGGGGAGAUAGCACCAAAAAAUCUGAGAGGCUUUCUCGGUCUAAUACCAAGCAUCUUCAUCUGCAUUGGGGUCUUUGUUGCGCAGGUUCUUGGACUCCAUGAGCUAUUGGGAAAGGAGGAGCACUGGCCACUCUUCUUAUCCUUGAUUGUGGUGCCAACUUUCAUACAGCUUCUGCUUUUGCCCUGGUUUCCUGAGAGCCCUCGAUACCUGCUGAUUGACAAGUCCAACAUCCAUGCCACCGUCACAGCUCUCAAAUGGUACCGGACCAAAUGCAACAUUCAAGAGGAGAUUGAGGAGAUGCAGGAAGAGCAGCGCUCCCUCUCCUUCCUCGACUCUGUCUCUGUUCUGCAUCUCUUCCUGGACAAGUCUGUGCGCUGGCAGCUGCUCUCCAUCAUUGUUAUCAACAUGGGCAUGCAGCUGUCUGGCAUCGACGCGAUCUGGUUUUACACCAAUACUAUUUUUGAGAAUGCUGGCAUUCCCAAACCUCAAAUCCAGUACACGACAGUUGGGACAGGAGCUAUUGAGGUCAUUGCAGGGCUUAUUGGGUGUUUUACCAUUGAAAAGCUGGGAAGACGGCCUUUAAUGAUUGGAGGCUUCAGUUUCAUGGGAAUAUGCUGCGCAGGGAUAACUCUGUCAUUAAUUCUGCAGACUCGUGUUGCCAUCAUGCGCUAUGUCAGUGUCAUUUGUGUGGUCGGGAUCAUCGCGGGAUUCUGCAUAGGACCAGCUGGUGUCCCAUUCCUUAUGACGGCUGAGCUCUUCACACAGUCUCACCGCCCAGCUGCUUACACGAUAGGAGGCUCGCUCAACUGGAUAUCUAACUUUACUGUUGGCUUUGUCUUCCCUUUUCUGCAGAUGUCUGCAGGGGCUUUCUGCUAUCUUGUAUUUUGUGGCAUCUGCGUAGCAGUUGCAGUCUACGUGUUCUUUGUCAUCCCCGAGACCAAAAACAAGACCUUUGUGGAAAUCAGCAAUAUGUUUGCCACUGAGGAAACUUCACACCUCAUCCCCGCUGUCCACAACAAUUGUGAAGCAGUCAAGUUGAAGAAAUUUAAUGGUUAUGGGACCGUAGAGAGUGGCUCUUUGGAGUUUGACAGCUCUCUGUCCUAUCCCUAAAUGCGAAAAGAUAAAUCUCUGGAAGGGGAAAAUAGGCCUGCUGCAUUCUCCACUUUCAGUGGGACCAAGUGGAGAUUCACUUGUAGGAAGAAGCAAUGGGAAGUGCUCAGCACCAUCUCAAAUAUCAUAAUGUGUACAGAACGAAAGUUCCAUAAUAAGCAUUAAGUUUUUGUAUACAAUUUAUUAUCUGAAUAAACCUAUCCUAAGUUUAAAUGUU